AUGCAUGCAGCGUACAGCGAAGCUGUUCGCUUGCUAGCUGCCAAAUCUGUCCACAGCGACAAUACCGAAGCCGUCGAACGAUGGCUUGACAUCGGCACCGGGAGCGGACUUCUAGCAAGCCUUGUAGCCGCAGCAACGGCUUCCACCAGGACGGAGGUCUACGCGUGCGAAGGCGUGAACGAGGUGGCCGAGGUCGCUGCCCGGACCUUUCAGAAGAACGGAGAACGUGUUCGUCUGUUUCGCGGCCGCUCGACGGAAAUGGAGAUCGGCAGGGACCUGCCUUCUCGAAUACCGCGUGUAAUCUCGGAGCUACUUGGAACAGAAGUUUCCAUUGCCAACAAGCUACCGUCUUCACUUCGAAACCGUCGCUCAAACAAAACGUCAGGCCUGUUAGAAGAAGGGAUCCUCCCGACCUUGCGGGACGCCAAGGCCCGUCUUCUCUCGCCCGGGUUUGUUUCUAUCCCAUCGAAUGCGGAGGUGUGGGCCUUCUGCUGCCAGAGCUCGGAGUUGCACAGCAUGAGCCGCCUUUUGCCUUCGGCUGGGACCAGCAGCGGCAAGAGCUUCCGAGCGCCGUCCUCCGAAGAGUGGAAACGAUGUCCUGGGGCGGCCGGUCCGGUAUCUAUGCACGAGAAUGGGAUGGUGCAGUUCCACCCUCUCUCCCCAUCUGUGAGGAUUUUCGAUUUUGAUUUCAUGUCACGUGAUAACCCUCUGCCUGGGCCGGAGGGCCGCAGGUGCGAAGUACAAUUUCCGAUCGAUACCAUCUCGGGUGGUGACGGCGAGGUCCACGCAAUCGUGUGCUGGUGGCAGUGCUUCAUGGAUGAAGACCGGACGAUUGUAAUGAGCACGUCCCCAUUGCCGCCGCCGAAGGCUUGUUCGAAAUUUCGAGCAGAAUCUCCAGCUUCUACGCCUCCGCAUCGAGAUCACUGGCGACAGUCGGUGUACCUCUUGAGCAGGCCGGUUCAGGUGGAAGCGGGCGACACCGUGUGCGCCAUCGCUUGCCACGACGAUAGCACGGUCUGGUUUGAUAUUGUUGCAGCAGCUACUAGUCGCAGAUCAGGAAAGACGGUACACCACGAUAGAGUAAUAGCCGGAGCAGGCGUACCAACAUCAGGACCACCGGGCGGGAAAGUAGGAAGAGAUGAGCAUGAUUGGGAGAGAGAGACUUUUUCCCGAGAGACGAGUAUUCGCUCCUUCCCGCCGGUGUGUGUAUGCGGCUUACAUCGGACUUGUUCACCGUCCCGCAUCCAGAUGCUGAAUGACCAACACCGAACAGAUGCGUUCCGAUCGGCCAUCAGAGCGAUUCUUCUGGGCACUCGCAAAGCCCAAACACAGCACGACAAUCGCACCGCUACUGAUGCUGUCGAUUCUGACGCUGAGAUCGUCAGGGUUGCCUCCGGAGAAAAAAGAAGACGCACCGCGUCGGCGUGCGUCGCUUGUGUCUCGGACGGCUUCCUGCUGCCGCUCCUUGCGGCCCAGGAGGGUGCAUUUGAAGUUCUCGAGAUUCAACCCUCCACCGCCUACAGAGCGAUGUGUCGGGACGUGUACCUCGCGAACGGGAUAGAUAUCGGCGAAGGUGACCACAGCAACGAUCAAAGGAGGGUCAUUCGGCAGUUCCCCGGGGGCAUCUUGAACGUGUACGAGCUCCUGACGCCGUCCGCCGACAACGACGAGUUUGGUUUGGCAGGGAAAAAGCUCGACGCUGUAGUCGGGGAGCCCUUUUUCGCGGACCUCUCGACCGCCGCCUGGUCGUUGGAGUCACUGUUAUUGUUUUGGUGCGCGAGGACGGCCCUGGAGGCCCGCGGGUGCUUUUCGCCGAGGACCAAGGUGAUGCCGGCUAGAGCGCGCUUGGUGGUUUGCCCCUUCGCAUGCGAGCUUCUCUUUAACAGCCGGUGUCGUGUGGGGACCGUGCAAGGCGUCGACAUGUCUGCGGCGAACGACGGCCUCGGCCUCGAGUGGCGUGGUGUAGAUGAAGCUAAUCAUGGAGGAGGCGGGGAUGGAGACGAAAGGCGGCGACCUGGAGAAGUCGAGUCGUUGCGAUUGUCAGAGUUUGGGCACCAGCUGCUUGGCCCGCCGACCGCAGUCCUAGACAUGGAUCUGACCCGACCACUGUGCGAUUUGCGCGGCGGUCGCACUGAAAUUCGUUGCUUUGGACAUCAUCCCCGUCCCACCGCAGUAGCAGCGAACGAUGGGGGGCAUGUGAAAUGUCAUGGCGUUGUACUUUGGGUCGAUUUUUCUCUGGACGAACAGAUGUCGCAAGUACUCUCGACGGGACCGGAAGUGCUUUACUGGGCGCAGGGGGUAUUGUUAUUUGAGAAGGGAUGGCUGGUGCCGUCGAGCGGCAGGAGCUUUCACCUGGAAACCGCCUUGGUAGAUGGAGCCCUUCAUGUGCAUGUCUCCUAG
Molecule: messenger RNA, 2400 nt
Organism: Ectocarpus sp. CCAP 1310/34
Lineage: Eukaryota; Phaeophyceae; Ectocarpales; Ectocarpaceae
Source: the annotation of a GenBank genome assembly